Molecule: messenger RNA, 4911 nt
Organism: Tetrahymena thermophila SB210
Lineage: Eukaryota; Ciliophora; Oligohymenophorea; Hymenostomatida; Tetrahymenidae
Product: kinase domain protein
Exons: 1
Biological process (GO): protein phosphorylation
Molecular function (GO): ATP binding; protein kinase activity
Source: RefSeq, a predicted model, not a curated record
AUGCAAAAUUUUUUAAAGAAUUUAGUUUAAAUUUUACCUUUAAAAUAAGAAGCUAAGACAUUAAUUAUGGAUGCCACCUUAUAACUUACUAAAGAAAAAUGUGAUAAUAGCACAAAUUAUUCUAACUUAGACUCCGCAGAAAUUAAAUAAUAUGAAAAUUGUAUCAAAGAAUAUGAAAGCAACACAUAAAUCAAUAGACUUAUCCUCCAAAAUAUUAUGUAUCAAUUAAAAAAGGAUCAUUCAGAUACAAAUGAAAUUAUUUAGCUAGUGAUAGAUAAUAAUACUUAUCAGUCAAUCAUUAAACUUUAGAGUGAACUUGAAUAUUUUUUAAAAACUUCAAAGAGAAAAGAUUCAUGUGGAUGGAAUCAUAUCCUAUUUUUAUACUUUAAAGUAACAUACUACUUAACUCCUUAGAGAUAUAAUAAGGAUAAGUAUUAACCCAGUCAAAAACAUGUAAAAGAGCUUAUUGAGUUUCUCAUGCAAUUAUAGGAAUAGCUAGAUAUUUUAAUCAAACAAAGAUGUAAAGAAUUCUAAAAUUAAAUAGAAAACGCAAAUUAUAAAGAGGUAGAUUACGAAAACAGCUAUGAGUAAUAGAACUUUAUUGUAUACUUUUCAUAAUUGAAAAAAUACGAAUAUUCUAAUAUUUUCAAAAAAUUGACUAUUGAAGAUUUGAAGCAAGUCAGCUUUCGUGGAGAUUUGUUGCAAAAAGAAGAGAGUUUUUUUAGAGAUGUUAUUGAUUGUUACAUUAUGAAUGGAAAUAUGCAGCUAAUAGAAUAUUAUAAAGCUAAAAAAUCACUGCUUUAUUUUUAAAUUAUUGAAAACUUUUUUGAAGAAGAAUCAAAAUCGAAUCUGAUCAAAAAUUAUUAAAUUCAAAAUUUCAAAUUUUUUGAUAAAUUUGAUUUUUAUACUAUUUUAAUAGACUCUAAAAUUAUAGAGAAUUUGGAAGAAGAUGAAUUAUAUUUGUAUUUUCUCUUAUAUUCAUUGAUUAAUUUAGUUAAAAUUGGAUAUAUAGUAAUAAAUAAAGAGAUAAAACUUCAAAAAUUAAUAACGAAAAUUAAAACAAUCAAAAAUCUUAACUCCAAAUUUAAACUGGGAUACAUUUUUAUCUUAAAGUUUAUGAUGGAUACGCAAUAAAAGAGUUAUUUGUCUGAAGAAAAUAGUUAAUUUGAAGGAUCAAAUGAUGAAAUUUUAAAAAAAAGCACUAUCUGUUUAUUCAAAGAAUGGGCAAACCAGAAAUAUAUUGUGUCUGACAGUUACUUUAAUAAAGAAUAGCUCUAGCUAUAUAUAGAUGGAAUACAAAGUAUUCUAAUCUUAGCUAUUUUACCUGAGGUAGCUAGGUUUUAUGAAAAAGAAGAACAACUUCCCUAUCAGCCAACAGAGUUUAAAAUUGGUUACGUUUAAUAAAUCAUAAGAGGUAAGAGACUUUUCCUAAAAUAUCCAGAUAGAACAGACUUAAAUAUUAAAUACUGGACAAGUUUUAUACAAAAAUUGAAGGAAAUUAUUCAAAGAUAACAGUAUGAAAGAUUUAAGUCACGUUUCAGCAAAAAAAAUUCAGAAAUUUACGACUAACCAAUUUUAAAGUAGCAUAAUCAAAAUUUUAAAGCUUUUGAAGGCCAAUUCUAUUUUAAAGUGUGUUAAAUCAAUUUAUAAAGUUUGAUAAUAAUGAGUAAUAGCAAGAGUUCUAAGAAUUAUGAUAAAUAGAAAAGUGAGUUGGAUGAAUUAGUUAAAGCUUUGGUAUAAACAAUAGAUAUGUGCUAAUACUACGGUAUUUAUAGAUAAAGGUAACUUUAUUACACUCUGUCUUAUUUAUUUAUAGAUGAAAAAGGAAUAACUGAAAGUAUUAUAAAAUUAAUCAAGUAGUCUAAAAUUCCUUAGCUGAAUAUUGAGGACUCAUAAACAUCUUAAAAUUUUAUACUUUCUUUAAAAAAUGAAUUUAAUUUAGAAACAUUUAUAAAUAAACAAAAAUAAGGAGAACAUGCUUUUUUUAAUGGAACAGAUAAAUUCUACUUAUGCUUAAGCGCAGAUUUUUCUCUUGCAUAGAAAGCUUUUGAAAACUGUUCAGAUAAAAUAGAAGAAUUAAAUCAGUGCAAAUAAAGAUUUGAAGAUAUAAUCAGUUAUUACGGUUUACUUGGAAGGAAAAAAUUUUUGACAUUCAAAAUAAAUUUAAAGAUUUAUAUAAAAUAAAUUGAACUAAGAAUAGAAUUGAUUUAAAAGAGUAUAUAAUAAUUUAAUGUUACAGAAUACAUUAAAAUAGGUAAGAGCUAAUUUGAAAUUUACAAAGUAUCAAUAGAAAACUAAGGAACAUUUGUGAUGAAGUAAGUACCACGAGAUGAAUUAAAUAAAAAAAAAUUUGUUGAGCAGUAAUUGAGAGAGAUAAGUAUACUUUCUAUGAUUCCAUAGAAUUAAUAUAUUAUUUAAUAUAAAGGCCAUCAAUCCGAUGGCUAAUCGUUUUAAUUAUUCUUAGAAUAUUUCGAAAGCCAAAACUUACUCGAAUACUAUUAAAAUAAGUUAGAAAAUAGGAAAGUUUUUAACUAUGAAAAAUAAAAUAGAAUUAAAAUAAAAAAGUUAAAAAUAUGCAUAUAGAUACUUCAUGCAGUAGAGUUUUUGCAUUAGCUAAAUAUUGUUCAUGGAGACAUUAAACUUUCGAACAUUCUAAUCAGCUCUAAAAAAGGUUAAAGAAAUAUAAAACUUAUUGAUUUCAGUGAAUCUGGUUUUAUGAUAGAAGACACUUUAGGAUCCACACCAGGCUACGAAGAAAAAAAUUAAUUUAAAAGUAUUUAUAGUGAUUAUGUAAGUAUUGGGGUAUCAAUUAUCAGAUUACUUUAUUUUUAAGAGUUUCUAUACAAAUGUGACUGUGAAGAUAAAUACAAAGAUAAUUAAGAUAAAGAGAAAUAUAUAGAAAAGUGCUAUUAAUCAACACUUCAUAAAAAAUAAAUAAAAGAGAAAUAUAAAGACUAAUUUUCAAAACAUAAAGAUGAUUAUCUAUAAAUCCUUUUUAAACAAAUUAUGAGCUUAUUUAAUGAUUAGCCUUACUUAAGAUGCAGUUUAGAAGAAUUGAUAUAUUUAAUGGAAUUAUAAAUCUCAAUUUUUGAAAAUAAUGACGAUUAGUUUAAAUAGCAAAAACUUUUUCAAUACAAAUAAAAAUAUGGCUCAGUUAAAGAAAAAAUUCCUUUAGAUAUGAUUAAUCCAAACGAUAAAAUUAAAUUUAAUAAUUAAUAAUAAUAAUAAGUUGAUACUGAAAAUAUUCAUGAUAAAAAUAAUUACACUAUGACCAUUGCUACAAAAAAAGAAAUAAAUUUAUAAGAGGAAAAAUAAAAAUCUUAAAUAAAUGAUAAAUAACUAGAAGAUAAUAAAAAUUAGAAAGAAAUAUCAUAAGUAUUGUAAUAUAAUAAUUAGAUUAUCAUAAACUCUCAAAAUACAUUAUAACAAUAAAACGAGCAUGAUGUUCAAAUUCAUUAAACACAACAAAAAGAAAAUGAGAAAAAUAAUUCAAUAGAUAAUUAGUAAAGUACAAAAUAAUAUUAAGAAUAUUCUUAAAGUGGAAUAAAAAUACCAUAAAACUGUAAAAUUGAUGAAAAAGAAGAGUCUAAAUAAAAUUUUUAUAAAAAUCAUCAAAUUGAGUAUUAAGCAAACAACUUAUAAAUCGAAAAUGGUAAUAAAAGAGUAAUAAAUUUAGAAGGUUAAUUGGAUAAAUUAAAUAAUUAUGAUAAUUAAUAACAAAAUAAUGCAAUAGAUGACUAAUGCAAUAAUAAAAUUAAUAAAGAGCCUCACUAUAUAAAGGUAUAAAUAUAAGAAAAUGCUAAACUUGAAAGAAAGAAUCCCUAAUAAUAAUUUUAACAAAAUUCUUAUGUUAAUAUUGAAUAGAAAUAUUAAGCAGCAGUUAUAUUAACCUAGGAUAGUAAAAAAGAAAUAAUAAAUUCUGAAGAUUCACUAUUAAUAGUUGAUAAUGAUACAUAAAAUUUAAAAAAUAUAGAAAUAGAAUAAUAAUUUUUAUAAAAUUAUGAUAAUUAAUAACAAAAUAAUGCAAUAGAUGACUAAUGCAAUAAUAUAAGUAAUAAAGAGCCUCACUAUUAUAAGGUAUAAAUAUAAGAAAAUGCUAAACUUGAAAGAAAAAAUCCCGAAUAACAAUUUUAACAAAAUUCUUAUGUUAAUAUUGAAUAGCAAUAUUAAGCAGCCGUUAAAUUAAUCUAGGAUAGUAAAGAAGAAAUAAUAAAUUUUGAAGAUUCACUAUUUAUAGUUGAUAAUGAUUAAAAAAAUUUAUAAGAUAUAUAAAUAGAAAACUUUUUAUAAUAACCAUAAAAAGGCAAUUAAACUGAUAUUCCAAAUAGCAAUAAGAAUAAUUAAGUUAUGGUUACAGAUGAUUAACUGAUAUGUAAUUUUAUUGAUGAUCAAUAAUAAAAUAGGUUAUAUGUGAAAGAUGAUUAAUUAUUAGAAGAAGAUUUAACAGUUAGAAAAAAUUAAAAAAAUAAAUAAUUUUUAGAGUAAAAAAAGUUAGAAUAAUAAUAUUCUAAAAUUACUGUGGAAAAGGAAAUAAAUAAUGAUUGUAAAUCUUAAAAAGAAUGUAAUACAAAUUUAACUUUUAAGUUAAAAGAUUUAGAAAAUUAUUUUCUUUAAAAUGUAGAGAUUGUUGAAUCUUAUCCAAGAAUCAUCCAAAGAUUAUAACAAUUAAAUUUGAAUAUGCGUGAAAAGUAAAUAAAUAUCAGAUCUAUCAAUUAUCUUUCAAAUAUUGAAAAGAUACGUUUUGCUUCUAAAAUUGUAGGAAAUAAAGGUUUUGAAAUAUUUCUAAAGGAUAUGACUUAAGUUUUAUAAGGCGAUAUACCUAAGUUAUUAUUAGAUCUGAUAAAUUAAAAGGAAAUUAAAGAAGAAAUAAUAGAUAAAAUUCUUAAAUAUUACAUGUGUUAUGAAAAGUGA